AUGCACGCGGCAAGCUUCCUCGCUAUCCUCACCUCCACGAGCGCCGGCUUCGUUUCGGCCAACCCGGUCCUGGGCAGCGAGGACCCCAAGGCUGUCCAGCUCGAGCGGCGCGCAUGGCCGUUCACGCGGAGACCGACGACGCCCGCCGUGGCGCAGCAACCGACAACGCCCCCCGCAAAGUGCCCCAGCUUCUGGUCCAUCAGGGGUUCCUUCCAGCCGACGAGCGACGGGCACUGCUGCGUGCCGGGCGACAAGGACGCCAUAAAUUGCUGCAUGCUCACCGCCACCACCCACCUGCCCAGCGCCGAGUCCGAGCUCCCUUGCAGCAACGCCUACUUCAGCAAGCCCCAGUUCUACCAGCAGUUGGAGGCGUGCAAUACCGGCAAGCAGGCCGACUUCCUGUGCAGGGCGAACCGGGUCCCGGAAAUGCCCGAGGUUAAGGCCAAGUACGCUCCCAAUGGCCGCAUUAACCAGUUUGGCCACUCAGGAACCAAAAAGCAGCACCCUGGAAAGUCGCGGCUCGGGCAAUAUCCCAACGGUAACCCUGCUCCUGCCGCCGGACAGACGUUUUUGGAGCAAGGAGUAUAA
Messenger RNA from Pyricularia pennisetigena, 588 nucleotides. RefSeq lists its product as uncharacterized. The coding region runs from base 1 to 588 and encodes 195 amino acids. Lineage: Eukaryota; Fungi; Ascomycota; Sordariomycetes; Magnaporthales; Pyriculariaceae. The record is from RefSeq and is a predicted model, not a curated record. The transcript has a single exon.